Messenger RNA from Malaya genurostris, 939 nucleotides. RefSeq names its product solute carrier family 25 member 35-like. The transcript is spliced from 2 exons. Bases 1 to 939 code for a protein of 312 amino acids. NCBI's taxonomy places the organism in Eukaryota, Metazoa, Arthropoda, Insecta, Diptera, Culicidae. The record is from RefSeq and is a predicted model, not a curated record.
AUGGAGUUCCUACUGGGAGGCCUUUCGUCCUGCUGUGCCGUUUUAUUCACCAAUCCGUUCGAUGUUCUUAAAACACGUCAACAGCUGGAGGGGGAACUGCUAGCGAGAGGCAGCGUUGCGAAUCGAGCCUACAAGGGAAUGUGGCAGUCGAUCCGUUCGGUCGUACAAUCCGAUGGACUCCGAGGGCUUCAGAAAGGACUACCGGCCGCUGCUUUGUACCAAUUCACGAUGAACAGCGUUCGGUUGGGAACCUUCCAAACGGUGGACAAUUUGGGGUGGACCAAAAGUGACAAUGCAUUUGUGUCACCAUUUCUGUCGGUGUUUUGGGGAGGUUUUGCCGGGGUCAUCAGUGCCACGGUAUCGUGUCCGGUUUACGUCGUUAAGACACAGUUACAGGCAGUUAGUUCCGGUAGCUACACGGCAAAGUUCCAGCAUCGGCAUAGUGGCACAAUCGCAGCAUUUGUCAACAUGUACAGACAGAGUGGCGUUCGUGGAUUGUACCGAGGAUACACGGCCAAUUUGGCACGGGUUGCCAUAGGAUCAUCCACCCAGAUGGCUUCCUUUACUACCUGCAAAGAUUUCUUAACAAAGUACGAAACGUUCCGGGAUUCCGUGGUGCUGACAGCCUUGGCCAGCAGUACCGUAGCGGGUUUUUUCACGUCGGUACUGAUGUCGCCAUGCGACGUUGUUACCACCAGAAUGACAAAUCAAGGUGUUUCCGAAACCGGAAGAGGACUAUUGUACGAAAACAUUUUCGAUUGUUUCGUGAAAGUUUACCGUGCCGAAGGCAUUCACGGGAUGUACAAGGGAUUUGUGCCACUCUACAUACGCGUCGCGCCCCACACCGUGCUGAAUUUGACCUUUUGGGAGUUCUUCAAAAAUGUGCAUGAUUCGUAUUCGAAAAGAGAUCCAACCAUCGCUGCUGUCGUGGAACGAUAA